Mauremys mutica (yellowpond turtle) is the source of this 2104-nucleotide messenger RNA. It is a transcript of the gene CCS, whose product is annotated as copper chaperone for superoxide dismutase. The transcript has 8 exons. Gene Ontology annotation, biological process: removal of superoxide radicals. Lineage: Eukaryota; Metazoa; Chordata; Testudines; Geoemydidae. Gene Ontology annotation, molecular function: copper ion binding. The record is from RefSeq and is a predicted model, not a curated record. Bases 169 to 1002 code for a protein of 277 amino acids.
GAAAUAGCUCGUGCCUUCCCCCCGAGAGCUGGGGGGGCGCGGCGGCCGCUAGGCGGCAUCUCAGCUUCCGCCAAUCAGGCUGACGGCCGGAAGUGUCGUGACCGGCGCGUUUCCUGGAAACGAGUCCGGGCCCGGCGGACGCCACUGAGGGGCAGACGGGAGCGAGCGAUGGAGGCGACGCCGGGGCCCGGGGAGGCAGGAGGUUCCAGCUGCCGGCUGGAGUUCGCCGUGCAGAUGAACUGCCAGGAAUGUGUGGAUGCUGUGCAGGCCUCUCUGCAAGGAGCAACAGGGCUCCGGGUGCUGGACAUUCGUCUGGACUCUCAGAGUGUGCUGGUGGAGACCAGUAUGAGUGCUGGGAAGGUGAAGGGCCUGUUGGAGAGCACAGGCCGCCGGGCUGUGCUGAAGGGCAUGGGGAGCAGUGAGCCACAGAACCUCGGUGCAGCUGUGGCCAUGAUGUCCGGCCCCAGCCUUAUCCAAGGGGUGGUGAGAUUCCUGCAGGUCUCCCCAGAGAAGUGUCUCAUUGAAGGGACCAUUGAUGGUCUGGAGCCAGGGUUGCAUGGGCUGCACGUCCAUGAAUUUGGGGAUGUCACAAACUCCUGUGACAGUUGUGGAGACCAUUUCAACCCAGACGGGGAGCGUCACGGGGGCCCACAGGAUGCACACAGGCAUCUCGGAGACCUUGGCAACGUGCUGGCUGGCAGCGAUGGAAGAGCAGACUUCCGGAUGGAGGACACCCGGCUAAAGGUCUGGGACAUCAUCGGCCGCUCUCUGGUGGUGGAUUCUGGUGAGGACGACCUUGGCCGUGGGGGUCACCCACUCUCUAAAGUCUGUGGGAACUCUGGUGAGAGGCUGGCCUGUGGGAUCAUUGCCCGAUCUGCUGGGCUGUUCGAGAACCCCAAGCAAAUCUGCACCUGCGAUGGUGUGACGCUGUGGGAGGAGCGGGAGAAGCCAGUGGCAGGGCCAGGCAGGAGGAUGCUUGGCCAGCCUGCCCCUCACCUGUAGGAUUAUGACUUUCCUUUCUCCACAUUGUGCCCACUGAUUGUUGCUCUAUGCCGGGGCUCAGUGUGUUUCUAACAUCAAAGGGGUGGCACUUUGAGCCUGCGGUUUGGGAGAACUGCCAUGAGCUUUAGGUGGGGACUAGACUUCUCCACAGCAUCCCUGUCUCAUACCGCAGUCUCGUUCUUCUAUUGCCAACCUCUGAGCAGUUUCGUGUCCUGAUCCUUCCCCAGCUGGGUGCUGCUAAACUCGCUACAGACAAUGUCUCAUUUUAUAGGGGAGCUGUAAAUAGGCUCUGCCGUUUUUUGCUGCUUUGGGAUUUGUAAAGGCAGUGAAAAAAGCAUCUUAAUUUCCCCCCCCCGCCCUGCUUAUUUGUUCCUUUUUAAACAGCAGGGAUAUCAAGGGUAGUUUUGCUGGGGGAACUAAAAAGGGGGAGGCGCAGGGAGCUUGGCAGCUCUCUUGUGAUUGCUUUUGCACUAAGUAGAUGGGUUGGGGGGUUGAAUCUUUAAUAAUAAAAUAUUAACUAGUUCAUAUCUAGUACUCUGAACCAGCAUAUCACCAAGCAUUUUACAAAGGGGUUUAGUAUCAUCUGCAUUUUACAUAUGACGAAACUGAGGCACGGGGGGUGGGGGGGCAGUGAUUUGGCCAAGGUCACCUAGCAGGCCCAUGGCAGAGCUGGGUUUAGAACCCAGGUUCCCGAACCAGUGCUCUUCUGCUAAGCCACAUAAACAGAUAGGACAUUGUCCACAGAGAUCAUUAGUCGCUGGAGUUACUUAAGUAUCUACAGGAAACCUGCAAAGGUUUCUUUGAGCUCAGGAUCAAAGUUCCUUGCUGCUCUACUUUCCCCAGACUGGUUUGGGAAAUCUGUCUGGCAGUAGCCAAGGCUGCAAGUGCUGUGGAUUGCAUGCAUUGCAGAAGAGCAAGUGCUGAGCUACCUAUGUCUGACAAAUGUUUCUAGAUAACUCCAGCCUGAGCAUAGGCAGCCAGAGAGGAGGGCCUGGGUUAGGCUGCAGCCUGUUUUCCAUUUAAAAUCAACUGUGGAGGCUGAGAUGACUUUGAAUAUCUUUCCUGUGCACUGAAUCCGUCAUUAAAUAUUUUCCUACUCUCA